Brienomyrus brachyistius is the source of this 3034-nucleotide messenger RNA. It is a transcript of the gene psme3, whose product is annotated as proteasome activator subunit 3. The record is from RefSeq and is a predicted model, not a curated record. Gene Ontology annotation, cellular component: cytoplasm; nucleoplasm; proteasome activator complex. Gene Ontology annotation, biological process: positive regulation of endopeptidase activity; regulation of proteasomal protein catabolic process; regulation of G1/S transition of mitotic cell cycle. Gene Ontology annotation, molecular function: endopeptidase activator activity. The transcript has 11 exons. Lineage: Eukaryota; Metazoa; Chordata; Actinopteri; Osteoglossiformes; Mormyridae. The coding region runs from base 139 to 915 and encodes 258 amino acids.
CGCACGAUUUGUAUGUAAUUUCCGCUUUCACCUACCAGUACCUUGUGGCUUAAUACAGGUGGUAAAUAGAAGCCACACGCUAAGGCUUUUCUGUGUAGAACAGUACAUCGGCUCUGUUUCAAUUUGCAUCAGAAUAGAAUGUCUUCACUUCUCAAAGUGGACAAUGAAAUUAAAACCAAGGUUGAUGCUUUCAGAGAACGAAUCACCGGUGAAGCAGAAGACUUAGUCGCAAAUUUUUUCCCAAAGAAGCUGUUAGAACUAGACCAUUUUCUCAAGGACCCAAUCCUAAAUAUACAGGAGCUAAAGGAGAUACAUUCGGAGAUCAACCUGACGGUGCCUGAUCCCAUUCUUCUCACCAACAGUCACGAUGGGCUUGAGGUGCCAAAUGCCAAAAAGAGGCGAAUGGAAGAUGAAACAGGGGACGACAACUGCCAAGUGACUGGAACCAAGGUGUUUGUGAUGCCGGGUGGAAUGAUGAAGAGCAACAAUAAGUUGGUUGACCUUAUUGAAAAGGUUAAGCCAGAGAUCCGGACGCUGAUAGAAAAGUGUAACACCGUGAAAAUGUGGGUUCAGCUGUUAAUCCCGAGGAUAGAAGAUGGAAACAAUUUUGGAGUUUCAAUCCAGGAGGAAACUGUAGCAGAGCUCAGGACCGUUGAAGGAGAAGCUGCUUCUUAUCUGGACCAGAUCUCAAGGUACUACAUAACAAGAGCAAAGCUUGUUUCCAAAAUUGCUAAAUACCCUCAUGUUGAAGACUAUCGACGCACGGUAACAGAAAUUGACGAAAAGGAGUAUAUCAGUCUCAAGAUCAUUGUCUCAGAGUUGAGAAAUCAAUACGUAACAUUACAUGACAUGAUUUUGAAGAACAUCGAGAAGAUCAAGAGGCCACGCAGCAGCAAUGCUGAUGCACUGUAUUAACACCCCAGCCUCUCAGAACCCCCCCAGUCCCACAUCACCUAUCGCACCCGUCACCAUCUAUAGUGCUGCCGACACAGUUGGAGUCUCGGUUCCGGUUCUGAUGGAGUGGACUGUUGCAACUGGAUCAAGACGGCCCUUCAAGUGUUGCAAAGCAUGAACUCAUCGCAUGAUUCUUUUAGGUUUAUGAAAAAUGACCCCUUUUUAAACCUCGUGAAAAAUGGGCAGCAAAACUUUCAGUGGUCAUAGAACAUGCUGCAAGCCCAGGGGGAGUCAGGGUUCAGAGUGCAUCCAUGAAACGUCUCCAAAUUUUGCUUUUAAUUUGUGAUAUUUAUCCUUUCUCAAUACACAAUUAAAUCUAGAUGCUGGAUUUCCCGAUACAGUCAAGGCUUGAAUUACCUUGAAUAGCUCUUAAAUUACAGAAGUCUGAGACUUUCAGUACAAUUUCACUGCAUUGCCAGGCUGCUGUAAUUGACCACUGUUUAUGUUCACCUGUCUUUGGACUACAAAUCAUCAAGUAAAUAUUUUGUUUGUUUUUUUCUUUUUUUAAAUGUAAGACAAUGAAUUUGACCUGUUUUGUCUGUUGUUGAUGUGCAUUUUUGUUCAUAUCUCUCAAAGUAGACCUCUUUCCUGAAAAGCAUCCUUUGAAUUGAAUGUAUGAACAUUUUAAUUUUGCUUACUCAGAAAAGUGUAUGUGCAGAAGGAACAGUUUGCAUGGUUGAUGUAUUAGAAUGAAUUGACAACCAGUUGGUUUUGAACACGUGUCUCCUUUGCUCUUUUCCCUGACAGCAUCCAUUCCUUUCAAGAGCUGUUUAAAUGGCUCUUGAAAGCAUUUGUUUUAAAGGUGUUAUUUUACAUAAUAAAACCUUGAAAUGUUACUUAAUAUUUUAUCUUCACAUGCUUAAGUUCCCAUAUUGUACUAAAAUGUUGGAGAGUCAUUUCUACUGGUUAAAAUAUCUGAGCUGGAAUUAUUGCCAGGAUCUUACCAAGUAGUUCUGUGAUUGAGUGGUCACAUCAGUAUUCCCUCUUUCUGUCCCUAUAACGAUGAUUUUUUUAAAAAUUACUCUUCACACACACUCGGAUCAUUGCCUGUUUUACAGGAAAUAUUGAGAAAAUAAUUUGAGAUAAACAUAAUUUAAUCCACUUGUAUGCUUGUGCUGCGACAGAGACUCGUAUACAUUUUUUUUUUAUUUUUUUACCAAGCUUGUAUAACUUUUCCUGACAUUUCAAGAAUGAACUGACUCAAUCAAUUUGAGAAUCAAUCAGAUUUGAGCUGUAUUGUGUGUUUUUCCUCUAUACUUUUUUUGUAUUUCGUUGAGCCUGGAUGGCUCCAGGACUGUAGAUCUCAUCUUGUAAUCGGUGUAUGAUGUCCCCCAAAGGAAAGUGUAUUUUAUGUAUAUAUUUUUAAAUCACACUACUGCUUACUAAUUGUAUAAAGUUACUGCCAGUAUGUGGGUUUCUCUUCAACUCACAAACUUUAAACUGUGUCUUAACCCAAGACCUGAAUUUGUAGUUUUAGACCAGAGAGGGGUGAAGGCCUCUGCUGGUCCUUGGAUCUUCUGUUUGAUUCACACUGCAGCAGACAGUUCAGUUUCCAUUGAUUACUCAUUUUGCAAAGCUGGUCAUGGUUUUCCUCAGCUACUUAGGUUUUAAAAAUAUAAUAAUUACCCAGGGGUAGCUGAGGUUUGAUGUAUGGAUAAGCUAUAUGCUUACUGUCAAUUAACUUAAUUGGACCAACCAAGAAAUUCCACAUCAAAGCAUCUUAUCCAUUCUGGUCAGGAAUGACCGACCCUCUUCCUGAAUGGUAUCUGCACACACUUCAUGGCUACCAUCAACAUCAUUUUGCGAAGGAUGGCCUUUGGAAGUGUUGGGCCAGUAUUGCCUAUUACUAUUGUGGUCAAUGAACAACAGAAUAUUAGAAAGCAAAACAAUGUGGAAGAGUAACUGUCUGUUGCUUCUUAGUACAAAAUGUUGAUAUUGAUGGGCAGAGGUGGAUCGUGUACAGCUACUUGCAUCUUGGAACAGUUAUGUGUCUAUAAAAUGUUGUGUAUGCACCUCCCAGCUAUUGAAAUGGUGAACUUGGCAGAAUGUCAUGAAAAUAAAUCAAUGUAUUAAUAAUGUC